AUGGCUGCAGUCUCGCAUCCGCGGCAGUCCAGCGUCGAUCUUGACUCGCCCGAUCGUCCAUUCGACAACAUCAUCAACUUCCGGGAUGUUGGCCGCUCGAUUAAUCGGCUGCUGGAUGAUGCAUCCGAACGGGACAAGCGCCGUCUCACGGACGAACUGCACAUCUCUACUGUGAUCGAUCUGCGAUCGAGCACCGAACACCAAAUGGCAACGACCAAACGCCGAGCUGAGCUGGGUGAUGAGGACCCGGCCGCGUCCUCUGCCUCGGCGGACCAGCAUCUGGUCGAUCUUCCCGGCGUGCGUCGCGAACUGAUUAGUCUGACGGGGAAAGCGUUCGAACGGACGCUCCUGUGGAAGUUGGACUGGUGGCAUUUCAUGUACUCCCCCCUGAAUGCAUUAUUUGGAAAGGUGCUGGCCCUAGCGGCGUCAGGCUACCGACCCGACGCGGUGCUCAUCGUCGGCGAGCAGGUGAUGUCGCCGCGCGGAUUGAUCGGACUCGGUCAGGAUACGCUGGAUAGCAGCACCGCGGAGAUGCGGGCGAUAUUCGACCUGUUCGCUGCGGGGCCCGAGCAUGAGAACGGACUCGACCAGGAGGAAGAAGAGGAUGAAGACGAGAAGGAUGGGACGACCCGCGACGGGGAUCGACCAUCCACGUACCCGAUCCUGGUGCACUGCACGCAAGGCAAGGAUCGUACGGGGCUCGUGAUCCUCCUGCUGCUGCUGUUGGCGGCGCGCGUGGCCGAGGACGCCAUGCGCGAGGACUACGUGCGGUCGGAGCCCGAGCUGCUCGUCGAGGUCGAGGAGCGCAUGAAGGAGAUCCGCCUGCUGGGGCUGUCCGAGGACUACACCAAGUGCCCGGACGGCUUUACGACGGAGAUCCGGCGCCAUCUGGAUGAGAAGUAUGGUGGCGUCGAGGGCUACCUGCGCUAUGUGGGUGUGGAUGAGGAGAAGCUGGAGCGAAUCCGACGGACGUUGCUCGCAUAG
Aspergillus affinis is the source of this 984-nucleotide messenger RNA. It is a transcript of the gene ptyA, whose product is annotated as putative tyrosine/serine protein phosphatase. Lineage: Eukaryota; Fungi; Ascomycota; Eurotiomycetes; Eurotiales; Aspergillaceae. Gene Ontology annotation, biological process: dephosphorylation. Gene Ontology annotation, molecular function: phosphoprotein phosphatase activity. The record is from RefSeq and is a predicted model, not a curated record. The coding region runs from base 1 to 984 and encodes 327 amino acids. The transcript has 4 exons.